Molecule: messenger RNA, 1667 nt
Organism: Drosophila persimilis
Lineage: Eukaryota; Metazoa; Arthropoda; Insecta; Diptera; Drosophilidae
Gene: Alp6
Product: membrane-bound alkaline phosphatase
Exons: 3
Coding region: 47-1609 (520 amino acids)
Biological process (GO): dephosphorylation
Molecular function (GO): alkaline phosphatase activity
Source: RefSeq, a predicted model, not a curated record
CACAAGUCCAAGAAAGUGCGGCUUUUAGGUAACUCGGAUUAGCGGAAUGGACAAACGAUUGAUUCUACUGCUUGUCGGUGUCGCUGUCUGGCUGAGCGGAAAUGCCAGUGGCCAGAGAGAUCAUCCACGAAAAUGGGGCAGCGGUGAGCCGCAUCCCAUCAAAUAUGUGGAGGAGCAGAAGACCGCGUACUGGGUGGAGAAGGCCCAGGAAACCCUGCACGCCAAGCUGGCCGAGACGCAGGCGGCCCACACAAACGCGGCCAAGAAUGUGAUCAUGUUCCUGGGCGACGGCAUGUCCGUGCACACUGUGACCGCCACAAGGAACCUGCUCGGCGACAGUGCCGAAAAGGUCUACUUCGAGCAGUUCCCCUACACGGGCCUGUCCAAGACGUACUGCGUCAACCGUCAGGUGGCGGAUUCGGCCUGCACUGCCACCGCCUAUCUGGGCGGGGUCAAGGGCAACUACGGCACCAUCGGCAUCAAUGCGAACGUAGCGCGCUACAGCUGCGACGGCGCCGCCAUGGAGGAGAACCAGGUGGAGAGCAUCGCCCAGUGGGCGCAGGAGGCGGGAAAGGAUGCGGGCCUCGUGACCACGGCCAGGGUGACACACGCUUCUCCAGCGGGCGUCUAUGCCCACAUCGCUGACCGCAAUUGGGAGAACGACUGGGAGGUGACGAACAGGCAGUGCAACACCGAGCAGACCCCGGACAUAGCUCGUCAACUGGUGGAGGGGCAGGUGGGCAAGGCACUGAAGGUGAUCCUCGGCGGCGGACGCCAGCAGUUCAUCAACACCACGGUGAACGACGAGGAAGGCUAUCCCGGCUACCGUACCGACGGACGGCACCUCAUCAAGGACUGGCUGGCGGACAAGCAGGCGGCCAAUGCCUCGGCCAACUAUGUCUGGAGUCGGAAGGGUCUCAGCCUCGUGGAUCUCGACAAGACCGAGUAUCUGCUGGGUCUCUUUGCCACCUCUCAUCUGCCCUAUGACGGCGACCGGGCACGCAAUCGCAGUCAGCUGGCGGAUCCAUCGCUGACCGAGCUGACGGAGGCGGCCAUCCGGGUGCUGCAGCGCAACGAGAAGGGAUUCUUUCUGUUCGUCGAGGGAGCCCGCAUCGACAUGGCCCACCACGACACCUAUGCCAGGCGGUCCCUCGAGGACACGGCCGAGUUCGCGCGAGCUGUGCAGAAGGCGCGUGAGAUGACCUCCGACGAGGAUACUCUAAUCGUGGUCACCGCGGAUCACGCACAUACCAUGUCCAUCAACGGGUAUCCGUAUCGCGACCAGGAGAUCUUCGGCCUGACCGAUGACGAUACCGACGAUGAUCUGCCCUAUGCGAUCCUUUCCUAUGCCAAUGGUCCCGGCUACAAGAGCGCCUUCAAUCUGGCUGACGGCAGGGCUCGCCUCACCGAGAAGCUCACGGACAAAACGGACUUCCAGUUUCCCAGCAUGGUGCCUCUCGAUGCUGAGUCACACGGUGGCGACGACGUGGCAGUCUAUGCCUCUGGUCCUUUUUCCCAGUUCUUUAGCGGCAACUACGAGCAGACCAAUAUUCCCGCUAUGAUGGCCCGGGCCGCAGGCAUUGGACCGUAUGGCAAUAUCCAGCCAUAGGUGUUGCAUCAUAUUCCUCUUCUGGGAAGAAAUUCAAUUAAAAUGCAACAGAGUUAAA